AUGGCCGCUUCCACUUUCUCAAACACACCUGUUGAUUUCUUCUACCAAUCGACCAAUGGCCGUGUGGGCCACAACGGCAACGGUGGUCGCUGCGUCGUGCAGAAGAAAUUCGACGCCUCCGCCGAGCUGGUGAUGGAAAGGGCAAGGGCUCGCUUGUCAUGGCUUCUUGCACUCUCCAGAAGAACUAAGAUUGCCUUUUGA
Messenger RNA from Aureobasidium musti, 201 nucleotides. NCBI's taxonomy places the organism in Eukaryota, Fungi, Ascomycota, Dothideomycetes, Dothideales, Saccotheciaceae. The record is from the annotation of a GenBank genome assembly.